Vicia villosa (hairy vetch) is the source of this 1515-nucleotide messenger RNA. RefSeq lists its product as uncharacterized. Gene Ontology annotation, molecular function: structural molecule activity. The record is from RefSeq and is a predicted model, not a curated record. The transcript has a single exon. The coding region runs from base 661 to 1488 and encodes 275 amino acids. Lineage: Eukaryota; Viridiplantae; Streptophyta; Magnoliopsida; Fabales; Fabaceae.
GUUAAAAGAAUUAAAUGAAUAUAAAAAUAUCCGUCACUGAGAUUUGCGACCAAGGAAUUAGAGACCAAAGUUAAAAUUCGGUCAGUAAAAAUCUAAUUUAUUCACUGAGAUUUGUAAAAAUAUCCGUCACUGAGAUUUGUAAAGUCAUACGGAUCCGGAUACCUAUACGACCCGAAAUACUAAAAGCAUUCGGAUCCGGAUACCUAUACGACCCGAAAUACUACACUACUAGAAAAAGUUGAAAUAGCCACGGAAAUUUAAAAUAAUGUCAUUAUCUGAAGAAAUUGAUGUGAUGUAUAAAGAUUUAAAUAACACAAUGAAUGAAAUAAAUAAAAAUAUUAUAUUAUUAAUAGAAAAUACCAAUAAAAUUGCAGAUUAUACCUUUAAUAAAAUAAAAAAUGGUCUUAAUGAAAUAAAUAAUAUACACGAAACCCUUGAUGAAAUUAAUAGAGAUAAAGAAAUUGAUGAAGAUAUAAAUAUUCAAAAAAUUAGAAAAAUUCUUUAUCAAUUAGAAACCUUGUUAAAACAUGAAGAAAGUAAUAGAAGUAUAACAAUAAAAGAUUUAGAAGAAAUAUUAGUUAGAACAAAAGAAGUAAACCAACUAAAAGUAGUUAAACAAGAACCUAUAACUACAUUUAUGUUAAUAAACCCAUCAUCUUCAUGGAGGGGAUAAAAACUAAAUACAUAGAAGCAUUAAGAAGAUCUAAUGAUAUUGAAGAAAUUAGACAAUUGAUGGAACAACUAAAAAUAAUAGAAGAAGAAAAUAAACAAGUAGAAAAAAUAGAAAAAAUAGAAACUAAGGAAGAGAAUGAAGAAGUAAUAUUAAAUUAUAAUUCUUCAGAAAUAGGAUCUGAAUUAGGAUCUGAAUCAGAUAUAGACGAAAUAUUUAUGGAAAAAGGAGAAACAAGUAAUUCUAAACAAAAAAGAAAACGUGAAGAGAGUUGGAAUCCUCAUAGUUCUUGGGAAGACUAUGAAAAUGAAACUAUGAAUAAAAAAGGUUAUGCAAAGGCCAGUGGAAAAUGGACAAAAGUUGCGGAAGAAUUUAAACCUUACUAUGAAGAAACUAAAUCUAAAAAAUUAUUAAACUUAGACUGUGUAAGAAAUCCAGAGGAUAAACUACAAAGGUGGUCUAAUGAUAUGAUUAUGCUUAUAGCAACCGAUGAAAAAUUUUCUAAGAUAAACCUAAUGGAUGUCAAGAAUUUAAUAGCUUAUAGAACAACAGGAAAUGUGCUGAAAUUCUUAACAAGUAUUAAUGAUGAAACAUGGAAUAAAUAUAUAGGAAUGAUAGAAAAUAAUAAUCAACAAUUUGCUAAACUAAUAAUGGAAUUAAUAUAUAAAGAAUUCAUAGGCUACAACACUCUUGAACAUAAAACAGAAGUAAAUAAACUUUUGCGAGAAAAGGCAGAAAUUCAUCUAAUUAAUAUGCAGAUAUGUAAUAUGUGUGAAAUAGAUAGUUUCAUUUGUGAGUAUAAAAAAAUACUAUUAUGAAUUAGAUAAUGAAACUAGGGAAAUAUA